Molecule: messenger RNA, 2866 nt
Organism: Elgaria multicarinata webbii
Lineage: Eukaryota; Metazoa; Chordata; Lepidosauria; Squamata; Anguidae
Gene: PLEKHO2
Product: pleckstrin homology domain containing O2
Exons: 6
Coding region: 3-1724 (573 amino acids)
Biological process (GO): macrophage apoptotic process
Source: RefSeq, a predicted model, not a curated record
CCAUGGAAGAUGGUGUGAAGGAGGAGACCCCGGAAAAACCGAAGUGUUCCAUGACGGCGGACAAAGCUGGCUGGGUCAAGAAGAGCAGCGGGGGGCUUUUGAGUCUCUGGAAGGAACGUUACAUCCAGCUGUGUAAAACCCAGCUCUUGAUGUAUGAAGAUGAGGAGGAACAGAAGUGUGUUGAGACGGUGGAGUUGGAAAGGUAUGACAGGUGCCAGGACUUGCGAGCACUCCUGAAAAGGAAAAACCGCUUCAUUUUAAUUCGGGCUCCAGGUUGCAAGGUACAAGAUAUCAAGUUUCAGGCAUCAAACGGGGAAGAAAAGGAAUUGUGGAUGAAAGCUCUCAAUGAAGGCAUCAACCGAGGCAAAAACAGAAUAUUGGAUGAGGUAAAGGUGGACGAAAGUCUCUCUUUGGAACAUGUGACUCGAGGCAGAGCCAAGCUGGGUCAGGGUCGCCGUCCACCGACCAGAAGCCAUCUCAAAGAGGUUGCCAGUGCGGUGUCGGAUGGGAUCCUGAGGCUUGACUUGGACGUACCAGACAGUGGCCCUCCAAACAUCACCUUGGCGGCAAGUGAGGAUGCUGAUACUCCUCCUCCGAAGCGGACACCUAAACCACCCAUGCCCCCCACAAAACCACCCAUGCCCCCUUCGGAGAAGCCGAGUGCCGAUUCCCUCCCUGAAGAUGUAGAAGUCAGGAAGCCUCCGAUGCCUCCGGCCAAGCCUCUUAAGGAAGCAGCAGCACCCAGUGAAAAUAUGAACUCCGUGGAGGAGGAAGAGGAAGAAGAGAAAGAUGAUGAUGAUGAUGAUGAUGAUGAUGAUGAUGAUACGGCUGAUGUUGCUGAAGAACCUCCAAUUGCCCCAGGUGGAGAGAACUUAAUGGAUGCCAACAAAAAUACUCCCAAAGCUCCCGUUCCUCCCCCGAAGAUCUUAUCCGAUAAGAUGAAGGCGACGUGGGACACCCCGUCCUCUGAACCACAAGGUCUUGCCACUGCAAAAUUGUCAGCAGCCGGCAGUGAAGAAAACCUCCCUGAAGAAGCCAAGGAAGUGGUAAAACCUCCAACACCUCCUCCUAAAAUUCUUUCAGAGCAGCUGAGAGCCAGUCUGAGGGUUAAACGGAGCAGUUCAGAGGUAGAUACCUGUGAAGGUGACCACCGACCCGAUGACGUGAAACCCCCGGUGAAUGGCCUUCAUGGCGAUGGGACAACAGAGCCCGUUUUUCAAGAUGGACGGGAGCAUCUCCCUCUGCAAGGUGAGCAAGAGCCUUCCGCGGAGCGAGAAGAGAAUAAGGAGAGGGCGAGCCUGCCUUUUAAAAAUCAGGCGCCCUCGGCGGAGCCUGUAGGAAAUUCUCCGACUACCAAGCCCCGCUGUGCCUCUGUGGGGGACCUGUUGUGGGGAGCAGCCAAGCAGCCCCUCCCGCGACCGGAUCUCCGGCAGGGAGCUGCCCUCCACAUGGCCCAGAUGGAGGAGAAAGUGGCUUGCGAACAGGAAAGAACAGAAAAACUUCUACAGAUGGUUCUACGGGGGAGAAUGGAACAGGCCCAAGAGGGCAACGGACCUCCGGUAAAUGCAGAGACGUUGCUCAACGAAGCGGCCGCACAGCUCCAACAAGCCUCACAGGUCUUGCAAGAGAUCCGAGAUUUAGGAGAACUGAAAAAGGAACCUGCAGAGCGACGGAAAGGAGCGGUGAAGGAUCUAGUGACUCUGUAUAGGAGAAGUGCUCCCUGAGAGGAGGAGAAGGAGGAGGAGGCGGCAGCUUCUGCUUUAUUGAGUUUAGCUGAAACAUUGCCACAUUAGCACACAUUCUACAAUCCUACUAGGCCAGUGUUUGUUUAUUUUUUUAAAAAAGUGUGCGCCUGUGUGCAUGUUGCUGUGCACACACUCAGCAGGCGGAAAAUUGCUGAAUUUUAGAGUGCCCCUUUCAUGACUUCGAGCUGUGGGCAGGAACCCCCUGAUGGGUUAGGAGAUUGAGAAUGCAAGGGGGUUGAGAAUGCAAGGAUUCCGGGAAUGGUCUGCUCCCGGAAGGCAACCAGGGGCUAGGGCAAGAGGGUCCUUUCCUGCUUUUUUUCUUGCUUUCUCCGUGAUCCGUCACCGGAACUCUGCAAGCAGCUGCUCAGGGCACAGGUCAGCCAGGCGUUUCUCCCUGGCCAGAGAGUGGGGAUGAGACAGUAAGGAGCAAGGCAGGACUCCCCUUUAAAUCAACUUGAAUGCCCCCUCGUCCUGACCCACCGAUUCUCUUAAGCGGUGACAAUACACAUGGUCCGGCACUCAAGAUGUUCCAGACACUUACCAGCCAAACAGAUGAGUGGAAGGGAGCGAGGCAGCUCCUAAAAGGCAGAAUUGCAUUUUUAAAAGAGAUGUAGUGCCGAAAAGACCCCAGAGUUUGAGAAACGCUUGGUUUCUCCAGUGUUUACCACACCAGGGAGUCAGUUGAUUUUGAGCAUCAGAUGGAAGCAGGUCGUGAAGAGUCACUAACUGCUUGAACCCAGGGUCCCACCAUGGCCAACUAGAUGCCUCCAGGGAGCCCACAGGUAGGACAUGAGUGCAAUAGCACCCUCACGCGUGUGUUCCUUAGCAACUGGUAUGCACAGCCGUCUGCCUCUGUUACUGGAGGCAAUAAUACGUAGCCAUCAUGGCUAGUCAGCAUUGCUCGCCUUUUUCUCCAUGAAAUGGAGGUGGCUCACUCCUCCCUUGAUGAUUGCAGCCUCAAGGAGUGAUGCUUGCAUGAGCUAAUGGCCCAGCACAGAUCAAACCCCACAGACAACAUUUUCAUGUCCUCUUGCGACCCCUUAAGCCAAACUUUUCCGUGGCAUUGGUUUGCACGUGCAACUGUGAGCCAUCCAGUGAGGAGUGUGCAUGGGUGGGCUGUU